GAUCAAUAUCCAUUCCAGAUUUUGAUAAUCUCAUUCUCUCUCCGCCUAUACAUACACACCUCUCAUGUAUCUAUACACCACCGUGCCACAGUAAUGUCGACGGCCUUACAGAGGACCACCUCCGCUGGCGGCGAUCACCGGAUCGAGCUCAAAGGGUUUGGCCACCGCAGCAUGGCGUCAUCUCCCUCAGCCUACAACCCACCGAAGUUUUCCGCCGUUGAUCGGAAUUUCCCGGCGUCGCCAGAGUUGGAGGCUGAGGAUCAUGGAGAUUCGUUAUCGUCCUCAAUCAUCUCUUCGAUUGGGAAAAACAGCGACGAUUCCACGGCCGGCGCAGGAGGAGAUGGGGAGGAGGUGCAGAGUGAGUAUAAGGGAGGACCACUGGACAGCUUGGAUGCUUUGGAGGAAGUUUUACCGAUGAAAAAAAGCAUAUCCCAGUUUUACAGUGGGAAAUCAAAAUCUUUCACCAGCCUGUCGGACGCUGCAGCUUGUCCAUCCAUCGACGAAAUCACUAAACCUGAGAAUGCGUACACCAGGAAACGCAAGAACUUGAUCGCCUUCAAUAAUAUCCUGGACAAGAAUCGCAACAGCUUCAUGCGAGGCACUAAGGGCGGAAUAUCAAAAAGACCCAACAGCUGUAGAAGCAUGCUGGCGCUUGCAGCUGCUGCAAACGUCUCUGAAGCCAACUCUGCUGAGACGUCUUGCUCCUAUUCGACUUCACAUGGCUCCUGCCGACCUCCUUUGCCGCCACAUGUAAGACGAGCUUUGCAGCCUGAGCCUUUGGUACCUCCCCCUGCUGAUAAGCUUUCUUCUUGUCGGUCUUUCUCCUUGUCUGAUCUCCAAGUUGCUGAUGCGGAUGAGGAUUCUAAAGCCAGUGUUGCUGGAUCAUGGAUCAAUAAUAGGGACCACAAUAAUAUAAAAUAAAUCUUGCCUUACUGUUUCAUGGGUUGUCCAAUACGUUCACACUAUGAUUUAUGUUCAUGGAAGUGGACUAACUUGUAACCUCUUUUUCCCCCUUCCCCUUAAAUUUAGUUUCACGUAUUUCUGCCCAAUAUAGUUAUAGGCAUGUCCAGUUCCUACGGCAGUUUCAGAAUGUAAUGACUGAAAUAUAUAAUUUAGUGUUUGCUUCUGACCCUGCUCUGUUAUAUAUACGCAUAGGAUACCUGUAAAUGCCAUUUUUCUUGUAGUAACAGUCCAUUGAAAGUUAUUCGAACAGUCAUGUAUGUGGUUGUGUGUGAGAAGGUCGGUAUUGCUGAACCAUUGAACUAUUCUUGAAAGGUUGGCUGCUGCUACUUUUGGAGUCUGCUCGCUAUGAGAGAAGCUCGUCUGAACUGAUUGCCAGAUGCAUGUUGGUUGCUACUAAAACUGCUCAGCUUUUGAGAAAGCCAGUGGGACUAGAACAUACGAAUUCCAAAUUGCUUAAAAAAUAUAAGCAGCAUUGAGGAGUGGAGUUGAUGAGCUAUGAUCAUGUAUUCUCCAUUGACCUUCUCACAUAAGGUGUUGACUUUAACCUGAAAGUCAAAGAUGCACAAACAAGUGGCGACAGGUUAUUAACGGAACUGCUGGUUGCUUUAACGGAAUUUCAGGUUGCUUUAACCUUAUCGAAAAAGUCGUUGGCUUUGGUAUGUAAAGAAUUUGUGCCCUGAGUUUUUGGACACUACACGUGUUGGCUUAUAAGGAUAUCCGGAUGUUUAUUGGGUGUAGACGAUCUAAAGUAUAACGGUAAAUCUAAUCUUGUUAAUCAUGUAGGUGU
Molecule: messenger RNA, 1750 nt
Organism: Striga asiatica
Lineage: Eukaryota; Viridiplantae; Streptophyta; Magnoliopsida; Lamiales; Orobanchaceae
Source: the annotation of a GenBank genome assembly